AAUGGCACAAGAUGACAAGUCGUCAUUCGUCAAGUUAGUGACCUUUUUACGAAUGAUGUUCUUCGAUAAAGUCGCGAUCUCAUCUUAACAAGGAAAAAGAUUAAUUGAGAUUUCACAGACAUUAUGGAUAAGUCUUCUGAAAACAGAUAUCGUCUUAUUGCACAACAAAGGGCCGCACAAAUCAGGACACUGAAACAGGAGUCAAACCUCUCUAGGGCACGUAGCCAAGAUGGUAAACCUGUGACAUAUACGAAAAUGAAAGAAAAAACCAAUAUCAAGAGACAUUCUCGAGUCAUGUCUGACCCAGAAAUACCUGGGAGACUAGUUAUAUUAAAUGCCAAAGGUUUGUUUCAAGGAAAGAUUAGGAACAAAACAGAACAGAGACCAGGAUCUGACAGUUUGAUAACAUCUAAAAACAUUAUGGACACAAGUGAGGGCAGACCAAAGUUCUUUGACCCAUCACUUACUAGUAAGCAAUCAAAAGUAUGUGAUCUAAGGAAGAGGUUUGAACUUGUUGAAAGUGACAGAGGGAUUGGAGCUGCUGUUGAUUUCUUGAAUCCAUUGCACAAAGUCAACAAAAACUUAACGGGUAAAACCAACAGAGAGAAACAGAGAGAUUCAAAGACUAUUCUGGAAGAUAAAAUUACUUUUAGUGAACAGGUAAUGCCAGGAAUAUUACCUGUAGAAGAAACUAAAUUAAUGGAUGAGUGUUCUUCAAAAGCAUCACAAGACAAGGUUGAAAUGCCAACACGACCUCCUCCAAGAGCUCUACCAAAAGAUGUAAAAAAUCGUUUUCGUGGUGAAUCAGACCCCAUGCCUUUGGAUGAGAACCGAGUGUCAAGGGUUCUUGCUUUCCCUCAGGAUAAUUUGCAUUCUGUGAUGGAAUCAAACCAGGAGGAUUCAGUGCAACAGAGGUCAGAAACUGAAAAACUUGAAAAUGCCAAUGAUUGUAACAAGGAAGGAGAAGAUCAUGAUGAUGACGGAUCCGACGAUGAUGACUGGGACAGUGAUUUUGAUGAUGAUAAUGAUGAUUUUGACGACAAUGAUGAGGAACUAAAACGUGACUCACAGUCAAGCAAUGACAGUUCUUGUGAUACAGCGCCUCUUGAAUUUCCUGAUGCCAUAAGUAAGAAGCUCUACAAUAUUGCCAUGGAAAUUCUUACCACUGAAAGAGCUUAUGUCAGAAGACUGCACCUACUUGAUCAGGUCUUUUACUUGAAAAUUAAUGAUCAGUGCUGUGCAAAAAGUAUUUUACCUAAGGAGGUGCUCACUGACAUUUUUUCCAACAUACAAGCUAUUCACCAACUGCACAGAGAUUUCUUACUACCUAAAUUGGAGGCAAGGAUGAAAGAGUGGGGCACCAACAACCAAAUUGGGGACAUUCUCAAAGAGCUAGCUCCAUUUUUAAAGUUGUAUACACAUUAUGUUGGAAACUUUGACAAAGCAACAGAAACUUUAGCAUCUUGGAUAAAAAAGUCACCUACUAUGGCAGCCGUGAUUGAGGAAAUCCAAAAAACUGAGGAGUGUGAACAUUUAACGCUUCAACAUCACAUGUUGGAACCAGUGCAGAGAGUGCCGAGAUACAAACUGCUCCUAAAAGACUAUGUCGCAAAGCUCCCAGAAGAUUCUCCUGACUUGAAGAACACUACAGAUGCCUUAAAAAUCAUCUCAGCUUCAGCUCAGCAUGCCAAUGACAGCAUGAAGAAAACAGAGCGCUUCAAGAUUCUUUUGGAAAUCCAAGAAAGAAUAGGAGAUGAUUAUCCACUGAUAACUGCUAGUCGUGAAUUUGUGAUGGAAGGAGAAGUUAGGAAAGUUGCAGCGAGGACGACAGACAGCCAUCAGGAACGAACACUGAUGUUGUUCAACGAUAUUCUCCUUUGCUGCGCAAAGUUUCCUGGCGCCAACAAAUACAAAGUGAAAGUACAGAUGGACUUGUAUGGAAUGGAAGUUGACGACGUCGACGAGGAACUGGAACUAGAGAACUCCUUUCGUAUCAUAAGCAAACAAAGAGUUAUGGAUUUCACUGCAGCGUCCGCCGAGGAGAAAGAAGCUUGGAUUAAAAAACUGAAAGAGACCGUGGAUGAACUGACAACAAAAAGAGAAAGUUAUCGAAGAGGGAGCAAGCUUGAAGUCAUGAAUGAGGGAGACCUCGGAAAGAAAGCGCCGGCCUGGGUACGAGACGAAGCAGUGAGCAUGUGCAUGUUGUGUGACAUCCUGUUUACGAGGAUUCGUCGGAGGCACCAUUGUCGCGCCUGUGGGAGGGUGGUGUGCGGAAAUUGUUCUGGUUUCAAAGCACCGCUGGAGUACAAGAAUGGGAAACAGGAGAAGAUUUGCGAAAUUUGUCACAAGAUUCUCAUGAAAGGCUCCAGCGAGGAAGCGGUGAAGGAAGCGGAAGGAAAAGGGCAAUGCGUGUUGAAAAUCGGCCAAGAAUCAAAGAUUUGGCACAGUGGAUACUUGAAUUUUAAGACCAAAGGUGAUAGGAGCUGGCAGAAGAGAUGGUUUGUGCUGUCGAGUGACUUUGUGAUGUUCCGGUACAAGGCCAAAAAGGAUACCAAAGCUGAAUUCAACCUACCCCUUCCUGGCCAUCAUGUAGACAAGCUAUCCCCGGCAGAUGAGGUGGACCGCCAGAAAAAUGUGUUCAAAUUGCAUCACAAAAACAUUCGAGUGUUUUUUUUCCAGGCCGAAAGUGAGGAGAGCAUGCGAAGGUGGAUGGAACUUCUGGCUCGUGCAAUAAAAGCUGAGGGAAUCGAGGAAAAAAAUCCGGAAAGUCAGGAAAGCAGUGAGACUGUAGAAGUCACAGUGAUUUGAGCCGUUCGAUAUAAGUAGUUUUAAAAUAUUUAACAACAGGAUAAUUUUAUUUCAAAUGAGGAGUUUUAAAACAUCCGUUCCCCUAACUAGGUAGUAAUUCUAAAUAAAUUUAUUUCACGCUCAUAAUUUUCCCCAAAAUUUAUGAGACUUUUUAGCCCAUACGAGACAUGAUCAAAUUAUGGAAUAUUAUGGGAUGCUUUCAAGAGCCAGUAGGUUAAUGGAAGGCACAACUAAUAUGCCAAAUAUAGUUAUAUUUUUCUAGAUCCCUACAUAGCAUAUUUUGUACAUGUAACCCUCGUUCUCUCCUCACUUUUAAAACUGAAAAAAAUAGAGAUGAGGUUUUUCUUUCAAUAACAUCCUCUUAUGCAUAGAUAAAUCUACAAUCGGCGUAAAAAUUAUCGACACUGACCUGUUCAACCCCCAAUUAGUUAAAUUUUAUCUGAUUUGCCCUUGUUAAGUUUCGCCCACUCCCUUCCCCCCCCCC
Messenger RNA from Pocillopora verrucosa, 3292 nucleotides. Its product is annotated as FYVE, RhoGEF and PH domain-containing protein 2. Gene Ontology annotation, biological process: filopodium assembly; cytoskeleton organization. Lineage: Eukaryota; Metazoa; Cnidaria; Anthozoa; Scleractinia; Pocilloporidae. Gene Ontology annotation, molecular function: metal ion binding; guanyl-nucleotide exchange factor activity. The record is from RefSeq and is a predicted model, not a curated record. Gene Ontology annotation, cellular component: cytoplasm.